AAAGGGCCAGGAGAUUCUCUCGGAGACAUCAAGUUCAGUCCUUAUGAGGCAGUGAAGCUUUAUGUGGCAUCAGGGGAUGGCACCCUGAGUCUCCAGGACCUUGAGGGCAGAGCGGUGCAGGUGAUCUCCCGUGCCCCGGACUGUGGCCAUGAGUACCAUAAUGUUUGUUCCUGGUACUGUAGUGUGGAUGUUUCUGCAAGCUGCCGCGCCGUGGUGACGGGUGAUAAUGUGGGCAACGUGGUCCUGCUGAGCACUUCUGGUGAAGAGAUUUGGAAGCUGAAAUUGCACAGGAAAAAAGUGACUCAUGUGGAGUUUAACUCCCGAUGUGAGUGGUUGUUGGCCACAGCAUCUGUGGACCAGACAGUCAAAAUCUGGGACCUCAGAAACAUCAAAAACAAAAUGAAUUUUCUUCAUCUGCUUCCUCAUGACAAGCCUGUCAAUGCAGCUUACUUCAGCCCAACAGAUGGUGCCAAGCUCCUGAGCACAGACCAGCGCAAUGAAAUUAGGGUUUACUCAUCUUCCGACUGGACCAAGCCACAACAUCUGAUCCCACAUCCACAUCGGCAGUUUCAGCACCUCACACCUAUUAAGGCAACAUGGCAUCCUCGCUACGACCUCAUUGUAGCAGGUCGCUACCCAGACCCUAAGUUCCCAGGAUACACGGUGAAUGAACUACGAACUGUUGAUGUAUUUGACGGAAACACUGGGGAGAUGGUUUGUCAGCUCCAUGAUCCAAAUGCUUCUGGUAUCAUCUCGCUCAACAAAUUUAAUCCUAUGGGAGAUACGCUGGCUUCUGGCAUGGGCUUUAAUAUUCUGAUCUGGAGCCGGGAGGAGAUGGUGGCCAAGAAGCAAGAACAUCUUUCCAAAGCCAUGACAGAACAGGGGAUUGGAAGCUGGAGUUUGUCCAGACAUGGAGGUCAGAGGCAGACAAAUCCUGGGACAAGCAAACUCAAAGCUAACUUACUGUCUUGGGAGCUGGAGGAGAUGAGAACAAAAAGCAACAAUUCUAAAUCACAGGGAAGGAAGCGAAAAGGGAAGGAUCUAGAGAACUGAUUUAGUGUUUUGAUCCUCUCUGGAUCACAGGAUACAAAUUCAGUGUUGGCAACGGGCAGUGUAAGUCCGUGCAGGGCAUUAGACUUCUGCUUUGUCCUUCCUCCCUGGAUCUGAUCUUGCUUCCUUCU
This is a messenger RNA of Apaloderma vittatum (bar-tailed trogon), 1181 nucleotides long. Its product is annotated as DNA damage-binding protein 2. NCBI's taxonomy places the organism in Eukaryota, Metazoa, Chordata, Aves, Trogoniformes, Trogonidae. The transcript has 7 exons. The annotation marks the transcript as partial. Gene Ontology annotation, molecular function: damaged DNA binding; protein binding. Gene Ontology annotation, cellular component: Cul4-RING E3 ubiquitin ligase complex; nucleus. The record is from RefSeq and is a predicted model, not a curated record. Gene Ontology annotation, biological process: response to UV; DNA repair.